Molecule: messenger RNA, 1935 nt
Organism: Fonsecaea pedrosoi CBS 271.37
Lineage: Eukaryota; Fungi; Ascomycota; Eurotiomycetes; Chaetothyriales; Herpotrichiellaceae
Exons: 2
Coding region: 1-1935 (644 amino acids)
Source: RefSeq, a predicted model, not a curated record
AUGGGUCCACUAUGGCGCAUGAUUUGUUUUCCCAGGUUUCUGCGGCUGCGACAUACGCCGGAAAUUCAUACUUCACCCAAGAAAGAAUCCUCUCAUGAUUCUUCGGUUGAAGUCGUGACAGACAAUAAUGAUGCGAGUUCGACAUUGGGCUUCUCACUGGGUGAGACCGAGAUUGGUGGCGUUGGCAAAUUUAAUGGCCAUCAAUCUACAACUGAAAGCUCAUCUCCACAAUCAUCUAGCAAUUCACCAGAUGGCGUAUAUCCCCAAGACGAAAGGAUUGUCUCUUCCCCUGCGAGGGCAUAUGACCUCUUCGAACUCACCCCGGGUGCUGUUCGCCUCGUCAAGGUCUCGCCAAAGGCACAGCAUGAAUCCACACAUUGUUUGUUGUCCCGCUCGACCACGUCCUCCAGCUACAUUGCACUCUCAUACGUGUGGGGGAUAUCACCGGGUCUAUCCACUGUCAAACUCGAAUGUGACGAAGCUUUGGGCAGAACCACAGAGUCCAAGGUGCGGCACAACCUGUCGACGUUUCUCGAGGUCGCCGGGUCUCUCUACCCCGAAUCGCAUUUCUGGAUCGACGCGCUGAGCAUAGACCAAACCAACGUCGACGAACGGAACCACCAAGUCCAGCAAAUGGGAGAAGUAUAUGCCCGUGCCGAAAAGGUCUUGAUCUGGCUCGGCCAGGGUGAUCCUGCUCUCGACUACACGGUCCGCGCCAUUUUGAACGAGGAAUACCCACGACCACAACGCGUCACGGACGCCCACGACAAAUUCUGGCCGGGCCUCUACAAGCUGUGCACGCACGACUACUGGAAUCGACUGUGGAUCGCGCAGGAAGUGUUCCUAGCUCGAGAAAUUUCGAUCUUGUACGGCCACGUCGAGAUCCCCUGGGACAGUGUCUCGGAGAUUGUGCUCGGGUACGCCGACUCCUCGUGGUUCCUGGAUAGUUCAUCGGACGGGGGGAGUGGCUGCAUGGUCGACCAAGCCAUCCGCGCUACCCCGGCGUUUCCCUUCUUCAUGAGCCGCCAUGUGUCUCACGGCCCGGCGCACUAUGCGUUCCGACUCCAUGAUCUCCUCCGCGAAUACGGCACUUCGCGCUGUGAAGACUCGCGCGACCGGGUCUUUGGAUUGCUCUCAUUGACCCGCCAUGGCAUGCAGUUCCCCGUCGAUUACAACCAGUCGCGGUCCGAGCUGUUCUAUCGAGGCUGGUCGCAUUUCAACACGGACGGCUCUCCCGAGCUGGCGUAUCUGCUCAUGGUGGCUCUGGAAUUGACGCUGGAAGAUCUCGAGGCGGAAAUCGCGAAUGACCCGUCCUUCCAUUGGAAUCCAUCCAGCUGGCUGAGCUGCCGCCCGUCACGGAACCCCGAGCUGCUCAACCCGUGUGUGCGGCGUCCGACGUUUGACCAGAUCUCAGGCGUGUCGGGGGUUCAUCAGUCCUCCUCUGAUGCGGAGUGCUGGACGUGCUAUCUCUGCGACCAGACAGUUCAUCUCCGCCGACCUAAGAGGGACGAACUCAUCUGCUGUCUUGUCCGGUCUGGGUUCCCCAACCACAUCAUCUUUGAGCCCACGACGCCAUUUACAUACCUUCCCGCCGUGUUUACCGUCAUGGAGACGCAAUCUGAUGAUGAUGACGACCACCACCACGACCCCCACCAGCUUAAGAUACAGAAAGAUCCACCAGGACUCAGUGUCCCGCUUGAAGAGUGCAGACUCUCCAUGGUCGAGAGGCCAGAUCGCAUAUUUGCAAAGAUCGAGAUGAGCUGUCCGGCCCUGGUGUUCCUUCUACGCCAAUUGGAGAUGCUCGCUCGACGGGACGCGACCUCGGCGCUGAGAGAAGACAUAUUCUCGUGCGUGGAUGACCGGCUCUAUAGGUUUGUGCUGUCGCUCACGGGCGGCGAGAGUUUUACGAGCACCACCAAAACCACAUUGGAAUAG